Alligator mississippiensis (American alligator) is the source of this 3141-nucleotide messenger RNA. RefSeq names its product spidroin-2-like. Gene Ontology annotation, cellular component: external side of plasma membrane. The transcript has 2 exons. The record is from RefSeq and is a predicted model, not a curated record. Lineage: Eukaryota; Metazoa; Chordata; Crocodylia; Alligatoridae. Gene Ontology annotation, biological process: T cell activation. Bases 206 to 1177 code for a protein of 323 amino acids.
GUUCCCGUGCUCGGGGCUGUCUGCCCGGCAGAUCUGGAGAGGAAACCAUCGCCUCCGUGCUGAGAGCUGCCCAGGCCCUGUGGCCCUUCGCCUCCCUCCGCAGGGCUGUGCGGACUGACCCGCAGCGGGGACCCGCCCGGGAAGGGUCCAGCGCCGGCUGCAGGGGGUGCGCGGGGGUCACCCCGUCCCCUGCCCCGUAUCGGACAUGGCUCCUCCCUGCGCUGGGUGCGGGGAGCUCGUGUCCUCCCAGCCGCAUCGCCCUGGCCCCGGCGAGCCGGGCCCGCUGGUUCCCCGGCAGAUCCGGGCGGGCUGUGGGUCCGUGGCCGCCGCCUCCCGCUUGGCCCGGGCCGAGAGCAGCGUGGCCGGAGCCGCCGCCUCCCCGGAGCGGCCGCAGCCGCCGGCCCAGCGCCGUGCCCGGCAUGGCCGGGGCCCCGCGCCUCCUCCUGCUCCUGCUGGCGCUGCCGCGGGCCGGGGAGCGCGGCCGGGCCGGGCCGGGCCGGGCCGGGCCGGGCCGGGGCGGGCGGGCCCGGGAAGGGCGCGGGCAGCGCCGAGCUCCCGGCAGGGCGAGCCCCGCAGCGGGGCAGGGCCGGCGGCGGGGGAGGCCGGGGGCAAAGGCCGGGGCCGGCGGCACGACAGCCUCGGACCUGCCCCUGCCCGGCCGGGACAGGGACCUUGCACCCGGAGCGGCAGGAGCGGGCGGGGCGGGGCGGGGCUGUGUGGACAGGGGUGCCCGGGGCUGGGCAGGGCAAUGCCCGUGUGCGCGGGGGUCGCCCUCAGUCCGUGUUGUUCCCCGGCAAGUGCAGCAUGGUCCGGAGCUGGUGCAGACGCAGCCCCGACAGAGCUGGUCGGGACCGCGGGGGAGACGGUCACGUUUCCUCUCGAGAUCCCGGCAGGGGAGACAUUAGAUACUGCUGUCUGGACGAUUGGCACAGAGAGUCUAGCAUCGGCGGGACCAGGAGACCCCGCGAGUGUCCUUGUCACAGACAGGCGCUAUAGGGGCCGCCUGCGUGUCCCCAACGCCGGCCUCGCACUGCACAUCACCGACCUGAGGCCGGAGGACGCGGGGUCCUACACAGCUAGAGUCAACACGGAUAAAAUCAUAUUUACCAGCCAUUUCACACUGCAUGGCUAUGCCUCACUCCCUGCUGCCUGCUCGCCCUUCAGAUGCCUGCUGUGAUGGCGGAAGCUCUCUGUCCCAUUCUGCUGUGUCUCCUCCUGAGUUUCCAAAAUCAGGGUAAGUGCCAAGGGCCUGCAUGUACCCCUGGUGCAGUAGACUUUAUAGAAUUACAGAAAAUGAGGGUGGGAAGGGACCUCAGGAGGUCGCAUCUAAUCCAACCCCCUGCUCCAAGCAGAACCAGCCCCAGCCCCGGUCCCAGCCUGAGCCAAGGCUUUGUUUAGCCAGGCCUUAAAAACCUCCAAGGAUGGGGAUUGCUCCACCUCCCUGGGUAACCCAAGGGUGAACGCAGGCUGCUGGUUUCUGCAAGGCAGAGACGGUCUCUGGCCUUGUCCUGGUGCCUUUCAUUCCAGCACUGCCCCAGCACAGGAUCUCCUGGGAGUUGCAGCCACAUGGACACUAUACACUGGUAUUAGCACUGUCCCUUGUGUCAGGCGUGAGAGGGUAAUACCAAGUGCUGCACAGACACACAAGGCAUGCAGCCUGCAAACAGCCUAGCAGGCCUGGAAGCAUCUGCUUCUGCUGAAGGUUUCUGUUCUGAAUGUCUCCUGGCCUCAGUUGAAGUGGAUUGGGUCUUUAAAUGCAUUUGAAAUGGGAAAUUGUGGGGCUGGCUGGGCUCUUUUCAUUUUGAAAAAAAAAAAGCUUUCACAGCUUUGGAAAUCUCUGCGCAGGAGGAGUUUGCAGGUUGGGGGCUGCUGCUUGGGCCUAUGGGUGUGCAUGGGGGCUAGGGCGGGAAGAGCUUAGUGCCUUUUGGGUGCACAUGUUGCUGAGGUUUUUUGACCCCAUCAGUUUUUUCUGUUUAGAGCAGGGGGCUGGACCCGAUGAUCCCAGGAGGUCCCUUCCAGCCCUAAACUUGGGUGAAUCUCAGAAGGUUAAAACCCAGAUACAUGCCGCUGAGCUGGGUGACUAUGGGUCCUGGGCUGGGUGACUUAUUUAAAUCAGGAUGUGAAGAAAUGGCUCUCUUUGUCUGCUUUCCUGCACUGAGUAUGCCUAGCCCCCUCUGCCCCGAAAUCUGGGUGCUGUUUCCACCUGGUCACUUGGACAGCCGUGUGACCUGGGCUGGAGAAAUUCCUGAGGGAGUGGGAGAGCUUGUUCUUCUGUUGUCCUGUGUAACCCUGAACCCUCUCCUGAGGGUGCUGAUGUUUUUCAAACUGGCCAGCUGGCAUUAGCCGUGGUCAGAGCAUACUGGGUUAUGGCUGGAACUUAAUGAUGAGGUAAUAAAAGCUCUAAAAGAGAGUCACUCCAUUUUGAGAGACACACAUCUGGUCCCUGAAUCAAGCUAUGGGCCUCCAGACUCUUCUGGAUGUAGAUGUGAGUAACGUAUCUGAAAUCUAGCUAGGAAUUUAGAGUUAAGUGUUUAUUUGCAUAUCAAAAGGCAACAAGCCUAUACUGUUUUGCUCAAGGUUGGUUUUCUUUCUAUAUUCCGCUGUUUUGUAUUCUUUUCUCACCCUAUCCCUCUUUGAUCAAUAAAUCUAUCUGUUUCAGCAUGCCAUUCUUUGUGUGCUUAAGAGGGAAGGGACCAGCCUUGUUAGCUCACUUUACUAGGCUGGCUAAGGUGGGCUCGGCUUCUUACUUUCUUCCUGUACUGCAGGCUGCUUGUGAAUUCUUUAGGCUAAUAGAAGCACCCCAAAAUCCUACGGUGGGUUAAGCUCCCUCAAGGUCUACAGGGUCUGUGUACCCUGGGUGGUACAGGGUCCUAGCAAAGACCCAAGUCCGGGUGGUGGCAGUGGUUACCCCAGGCUUGCGAGUGGGCUCCAGGAAGGAAGUUGGCUAGAUCUAGACACCCCAGGGGAGACGCUCAGCACAUCGUUUUUGGCCGGGCGCAGUAAAGUGGGUGGCUCACUACAGGAGCCCUCUACUACUGGCCUCCACACAGGCUGUGAUCAGUGGAGCUACCUGCUAGUUGGCCGUCAAGGACUGUCUCAGCUGCAACAGGGGGUUGCAGGUAUCCAGGUCUGUGAGAAGCC